Betta splendens (Siamese fighting fish) is the source of this 2004-nucleotide messenger RNA. It is a transcript of the gene idh3a, whose product is annotated as isocitrate dehydrogenase (NAD(+)) 3 catalytic subunit alpha. Gene Ontology annotation, cellular component: mitochondrion. Gene Ontology annotation, molecular function: isocitrate dehydrogenase (NAD+) activity; magnesium ion binding; NAD binding. Bases 295 to 1305 code for a protein of 336 amino acids. The record is from RefSeq and is a predicted model, not a curated record. Gene Ontology annotation, biological process: tricarboxylic acid cycle; isocitrate metabolic process. The transcript has 11 exons. NCBI's taxonomy places the organism in Eukaryota, Metazoa, Chordata, Actinopteri, Anabantiformes, Osphronemidae.
AAAGGCGCGGACUGCUUCCGCUACAGAUGCUACAAUACGUUCUAUCUGCUUGUGGUUACUAUAGCAACCGUCUGUCUCGCUAGCUAGCACGUUAGCUAGUGCUGACGCUAGAGUGCUCGGGUUAAAAGUUGUAUUUUAAAGUUACAAUAUUACAUGUCUACGAUUGAUAGAUAACCAAUAGAAAACCUACUAUGACAGUGGGGUUUGUCGGCCAAUGCCGAGACCCAGGAAGUGUCACGUGCAGUUGGAGCUUUGACAAAAGAGACUCCACAUCCGAGGACAUUUAUCCGCGGGAUGCAAACAGUUACUUUAAUCCCAGGUGACGGUAUUGGUCCAGAGAUCUCUGCUGCUGUCAUGAAUAUAUUUGAAGCAGCUAAAACACCUAUUUCCUGGGAAGAAAGGAAUGUUACAGCCAUCCAAGGGCCUGGUGGGAAGUGGAUGAUUCCUCCAGAUGCCAAAGAAUCAAUGGACAGAAACAAAAUUGGCCUAAAAGGACCCUUGAAAACACCAAUAGCUGCUGGUCACCCAUCAAUGAACCUACUGCUGAGGAAAACGUUUGACCUCUAUGCCAAUGUGCGCCCCUGUGUGUCUAUUGAGGGCUACAAAACCCCCUACACGGAUGUAAACCUGGUCACCAUCAGGGAGAACACUGAGGGAGAAUACAGUGGAAUUGAACAUCUGAUUGUUGAUGGAGUCGUUCAGAGUAUUAAGCUCAUAACAGAGCAAGCCAGUCAACGCAUAGCAGAGUAUGCCUUUGAAUAUGCCAGAAACAAUCAGAGGGCCAGUGUUACUGCGGUUCAUAAAGCCAAUAUUAUGCGCAUGUCAGAUGGGCUGUUCUUACGAAAAUGUAGAGAGGCAGCUGAAAAGCACAAAGAUGUGAAGUUCACCGAGAUGUACUUGGAUACUGUCUGCCUUAAUAUGGUACAGGAUCCCACACAGUUUGAUGUAUUAGUGAUGCCAAAUCUGUACGGUGACAUCUUGAGUGAUCUUUGUGCGGGACUGAUUGGAGGCCUUGGAGUAACUCCUAGUGGAAACAUUGGUGCCAAUGGUGUUGCUAUCUUCGAGUCGGUUCAUGGAACUGCCCCAGAUAUAGCAGGGAAAGACAUGGCCAACCCCACUGCCUUGUUGCUCAGUGCGGUCAUGAUGCUGCGGCACAUGGGUCUACAUGACUACGCCAAGAAAAUUGAAACUGCCUGCUUUGACACUAUUCGAGAGAAGAAGGUUCUAACAAAAGACUUGGGAGGAAACUCCAAGUGUUCAGAAUUCACAGAGGCAAUAUGUCAAAGAGUACGAGACAUGGACUGAAAAGAUAAAAGAUGCUGCUGAGGUAUUAGUUGGUGUUUAUCAUCAUAUCAUCAUAUCAUUGUAUCUGCACAUUUAUAGCCAAAUUAAGUGUUUGAAAUAACUCGGGAGCUAUCCUGAAUGUUUACGCACAUCCCAAAGCACUGUCUUAAAACAUAUGAACAAAUGUUACAAUCUGUGUUAUGCACUUUGUUUAUUGGCUGCUUUAUUUGUGGUGGAGCUGGAUUAGGACUCUCAGCAUUUUGUCAAUAAAGACGAAAUCAAAUAUUAAUUUAAACAGCAUUUGUCAAACGUUGCUUCUCUCCAUACAUUAGUUUUUACUGCUAUUUUAAGAAAGGUAAGGGACAUUUACAUCAGUAGUGACACUUUGUUUGAAUAUGCACUAUUGCGGACAUUAUGAUCCCGCUCACCCAUUAUACAGAUCACAUCUUUGACAUUAACGAAUACCUGCGGAUUUUUGCUGGAUUUCUGUUUUGAGUUUUUAUCCAAACUAAUACUGUUAACAAAUAUAACAAACAAAUAUACUCCAUAUGGAUAGAAACAAGGGUCAAUGUUGCAAUGUCUUUGCUAUGCUGCACUUUGUCAUGUAAAACUGAGUCAGAGCAGAUGUAUUUAAAUAAAUUGCCAAUAUUGUAAUGGAUGUUAUUGUUAUUUAAAAUGUUCACUUGAAUAUAAUAAAACAAAUACUCAGUAACACUUGGA